CAUUUUUCUCCCUCCUCAUAAAUUUUGAAAUUAAUUUAUAUUUUUUCUUUUACGAUUAAAAAUCUCAUCAAUCUUCCUCGGCGACUUCAUUCUUUUCUUGUAUCGAAUUAUUGGAAAUUCUUUCUGAGUUUUUUUUUUAAUAUAUUGGUGAGUUGCUGGCUGGCUGUGAGGUAAUGGCUCAGUUACUCUCUCCGGUCUGUAUCGAUACAAUCAAAUUUCAGCAUCCAUCACCGAGCUUCUCUUGGAAGAAUAAAUGUCUAUUGUUAGGUAGAAAUAGUGUGAAUUGGAGCGGUGAUCGUGGGAGAAGGAAAGGUGUCGGGAGAAUGAGGGUUACCUCUAAGGAAUCGGCAUCCUACGACGACACUGCAGAGGAUUAUUAUUCUGUGUUGGGUCUGCUUCCCGAUGCCACACCCGAGCAGAUAAAGAAAGCUUACUAUAGUUGCAUGAAAGCUUGCCAUCCAGAUCUCAGUGGUGAUGAUCCAGAUACAACAAAUUUCUGCAUGUUCAUAAAUGAGGUUUACGCAGUUCUCAGUGAUCCUGUUCAGCGGAUGGUUUAUGAUGAAAUUCAUGGAUAUGCUUUGACAGGAAUCAAUCCAUUUUUAGAUGAUUCCAGCCCAAAGGACCAUGUAUUUGUGGAUGAGUUUAGCUGCAUUGGCUGCAAGAAUUGUGCCAACGUUUGCUCUGAUGUAUUUGCUAUUGAAGAAGACUUUGGAAGAGCCAGAGCUUAUAGUCAGAGUGGAAACCCUGACUCAGUUCAACAAGCUGUUGAUAGCUGCCCAGUUGAUUGUAUACAUUGGACUUCUGCUGCCCAGUUAUCCCUGCUUGAGGAUGAGAUGCGGAGAGUAGAAAGAGUCAAUGUUGCAUUGAUGCUCUCAGGAAUGGGCUCAGCAUCUGUAGAUGUCUUUCGCAUGGCGAGCAUUAGAUGGGAAAAGAGACAAGCUAAAGUUUUGUUUUCACUAACCGAAGCUGGUAUUCGGUGCCUAUUCCUGAGAACGUCCCUUUCACUGCAGCAACAAGCUAAAAUGAGAAUGGUGAAGCAGAAGGAUUCUGACAAAACUCAAAAUUAUUGGAGUGACCUUUGGGGCAAAACCAAAAAGUAUGAGAAUUCAGAGGAAGAAGUGAAAGAGAGGGCAGCACGAGCUGCAGCAGCAGCACGAAGAUGGAGAGAGUAUUCCAGAAGGGGUGUCGACAAACCUCCCACAUUCAAACUUCCAGAAACUGUCUCCAACAAAGAACAUUGAGCAUUAAACAUGAUGUAAGCACCCUUUUCAAAUCUGUAUGUUUGUCGUAUAUACAUGUAAAUGUCAGUCCGUCCUAUUGUUUCCUAGUCUCUCGUAUCCCAUUCAACAAUGUAUGUAACAGUGUCAUACGUAGAAAUGCCACAUGUCAUUAAUUUGAUAAGAACCACAAUCUUACAAAAUUUUAUCUUAGAAAGAGGUUCGCUCGCUCAAUUCAUGCGUCUUGGUUUCUUUGUGCCGCCACAAUGCACUCUAGUUGACGCAUAAUAGACGCUCAGGUAAGGUAAAAUUAAUUUUAUUGAUAUAUAUAUUAAUAAUAGGGUAAAGGUUAAAAUUGGGGAAUACGAAUUGGACACAUCUAAAAGUUUUAAAUAUUUAGAAUUCAUUCUAGAAGAUAAUGACAACAUAGAUAAGGAUGUAACACAUAGAAUUCAAUCGGGUUGGAACAAGUAGAGGAGAUCGUCGUCGAUACAUUGUGAUCAUAAAGUAUCAUUGAGUUUGAAAGUUCGACAGACGAUGCUUUAUGGAUCUGAGUGUUGGGCAACUAAAUAUGAAAACGAUCAAAAGAUGUGAGUG
Molecule: messenger RNA, 1814 nt
Organism: Striga asiatica
Lineage: Eukaryota; Viridiplantae; Streptophyta; Magnoliopsida; Lamiales; Orobanchaceae
Source: the annotation of a GenBank genome assembly